UCCGCCAAUGUUAUUGUACUGAAACAUGUGCUAAUAUUGGAAGCACGUGUUUUCAUGAUAAAGAAUUCAUCUGAUUGUAAUCAUAAAAAGGAAAAGAAGCAGACUGGAGUGAUAUUAGUAAUAUCAAACAGUGAUUUAAUGUUAAUGGUGAUUCAUGCAAAUGUAUGAUGAUAAUAUAAAACAUAAACUAGUUUUCAGAAUGAAUCACAAAUCUGAUUUUAAUAUGAAGUACAAGUCUGAUUUUAGUGUGAAAAAUGAACCAGAUAUUCAUAUAAAGCAAGAAAUAAAUUCUGAUGUAAAGCAAGAAAUCAAUUUUCAUGUGAAGCAGGAAUCUAAAUUUAAUAUAAUGGAAGAGCUUAAAUAUAUAAAACAAGAAUCAAAAUAUAACAUAAAGAAAGAAUGUAUAUUUGAUAUUAAACAAGAAUCAAAAAACAUAAAGAAUGAGUGUAAAUUUGGUAUUAAACAAGAACCGAAUUUUAAUUUGAAUCAACAAGAAUCAAAGUAUAACAUAAAGAAAGAAUGUAAAUUUAGUAUUAAACAAGAAUUAAAAUAUAACAUAAAGAAAGAGUGUAAAUUUGGUAUUAAACAAGAACCAAAUUUUAAUUUGAAGCAGGAACGUGAUUUCAGUUUGAAGCAGGAGUCAAAUGAUAACAUAAAACAGAGAUUAAAAUUACAAGUUCACAGUACAAAUAAUGUUAUUUGUGCAGAAACAUGUCUAGAACAGUGUAGUUAUUUUACAGAUAAUAGUUUUUCAAACAAUAUCAAUUGUACCAAUGACAAGACUAUGAAGUACAAUUCUAUUGAAUUGACUCACUCUGAAUUAUCCAAAGAAUUAAAACAAAUUGAAUCACAAUGUUCUUCAGAAUCUAAUAUUAAAAUAAAAAAUGAUAAAGGGUAUGAAAUCUGCAGAAACAUAGGAAAAGAUGUACAUUCUGCUAGUAAUAAAUUUAAAACAGGAGAAGAGAAAGCUUUCACCUGUAAUGGCUGCAAAGUGCAAUUUCCAUCAUUGCAAAAGUUACAGAUUUACAUUUGUAGGCAUACAGAAAAUAGCUACUACUUUUGUGAUACUUGCAAGAAAUCUUUAAUGAAGAAAAAAGUAUUAAAAACAAAUUUUAGAAUGCCUUCAUCUAAAUUUCAAUGUGACAUCUGUAAGAGGAUUUAUUCAAAGAAACUAUUUUAUAUGAGUCAUAUGUUAAUACAUAAGAAAGAUAAACCUUUCGAUCUGUAAUAUCUGUAAAAAGAACUUUUUUCUAGCACCAGUUACUUUACAGACAUUUCCAGCUCAGUUUAACCAGUUUAUAGUACUAAAAUCGACAAAAUAAUGUUAGAAUGGUAUAAUGAUGAAAUAUUUUCAUGCAUGUAUGUCUCCAAAUAUCCAUUAUGUAGACAAUGCUGGCUCUACUCUUUUCCGAACUCUGUGCAAGAAAUUUUGGUGCAUCCAAAACUCAAUAAUCAAUAUUCAAGGUUAAUUCAGCUUCUAUCUGGAAUUUCAGUAAGGGCAAUAGAGAUGAUUUGUUUCAUAUUUUAGGUAUUCCCCUCCAUAUACUGACAAUUCAGCAGUGGCUCCUCACUUCCAGUGCUCUCUUAAAAGGACCAAACAGCUGAUAAUUGCAUGGUGACACAUCUGGACUGUUGGCAGGUGAAUCAUUACUUCCCAAUCAAGUCAAUGAUCACCUCCACCAUGUGAAUAACAAUACUUCAAUGCCAGCCAAAAUACUUCUAUUUUUCAGGUAUCGCAACAUUGUCAAAAUAAUGGGAGAAGUGUCAUCAUCUGGAAAGGAAGUAACUAUAGAAAUAAACAUAAAUUGCUGUUAUUGAAAUUAUGGUAAGAUGACUACCCUUGUUUAAAUUUUGCACCUGAUGUUGAGAUUUCAAGUGCUGAGAA
Messenger RNA from Centruroides sculpturatus (bark scorpion), 1885 nucleotides. Its product is annotated as zinc finger protein 184-like. The coding region runs from base 155 to 1228 and encodes 357 amino acids. The record is from RefSeq and is a predicted model, not a curated record. Lineage: Eukaryota; Metazoa; Arthropoda; Arachnida; Scorpiones; Buthidae. The transcript is spliced from 4 exons.